AUGCCCUACGACGACGAAGUCCACGAUGCCGUUCGCAAUGCGCAACCAGCGCAGCAGCCACCUCACCGCUCGCACGACCCCUCAAACAACAUGAAGCGGUCCGACCCCUUCAAAUUUGGAUCGCGGUACCUCGAGCAAGGCGACGAUAUCUUCGAGUUCAACGCCUGGGACCACGUCGAGCCAGAUGACGAGUUCAAAGCCUUCGCCGAGACCCAGUACGAAAAGCAGCGUGCGGCGCCUGUUUCCGAGUUCGAUCAGACCCGCUUCAACAAUGACCCCGCCAAGUGGUGGAAUAAUUUCUACAAGAAUAAUACGGCCAAUUUCUUCAAGGAUCGCAAGUGGCUGCGUCAGGAAUUUCCUGUUCUGGCCGAUGUGACUCAGAAAGAGGCUGGGCCUAAGGUCGUUCUCGAAGUUGGCGCUGGUGCGGGAAAUACCGCUUUUCCUUUGAUCAGGCAUAAUGAGAAUGAAUAUUUGAAGGUGCAUGCUUGUGAUUUCUCCAAGUAUGCGGUUCAGGUCAUGCGGGAGAGUGAGGAGUACAAUACGAAAUACAUGGUCGCCGACGUUUGGGAUGUCGCUGCAGAGCCCACCGAGAGCGAGGAUUCCUUGCCCCCCGGUUUGGGCGAGGGCUCUGUCGACGUGGUGGUUCUCAUUUUCAUUUUCUCCGCCCUGAACCCGGAUCAGUGGAACCGCGCACUUCGCAACAUCUGGCGUGUCCUCAAGCCAGGUGGUUGUGUCCUGUUCCGUGACUACGGCCGUGGAGAUUUGGCCCAGGUGCGCUUCAAGAAGGGCAGAUACAUGUCUGAGAAUUUCUAUAUCCGUGGUGACGGUACUCGCGUCUACUUCUUUGAUAUGGAAGAGCUGCGACAGAUUUGGAGUCAUUGGACUCCGGAGAAGGGCGUACAGGUUGAUCUCGAAACUGAGCCUGAGGCUGUGGCUGCGGACCCUGCUGCGCCGUUCGAAGUCAAGCACUUGGGUGUUGACCGCCGACUUAUCGUCAACCGUCAGACUAAGCUGAAGAUGUACCGCUGCUGGAUGCAGGCCAACUUUCAAAAACGCGAUGAUACUGCUACGACAGAGCCCCGUACCGAGAACGGCGUUGAGAACGGCCAGUGA
Molecule: messenger RNA, 1113 nt
Organism: Penicillium subrubescens
Lineage: Eukaryota; Fungi; Ascomycota; Eurotiomycetes; Eurotiales; Aspergillaceae
Product: tRNA(Thr) (cytosine(32)-N(3))-methyltransferase
Exons: 1
Coding region: 1-1113 (370 amino acids)
Molecular function (GO): tRNA (cytidine-N3)-methyltransferase activity
Source: RefSeq, a predicted model, not a curated record